Penicillium riverlandense is the source of this 1608-nucleotide messenger RNA. RefSeq names its product general substrate transporter. The record is from RefSeq and is a predicted model, not a curated record. Gene Ontology annotation, biological process: carbohydrate transport; transmembrane transport. The transcript has a single exon. Lineage: Eukaryota; Fungi; Ascomycota; Eurotiomycetes; Eurotiales; Aspergillaceae. Gene Ontology annotation, cellular component: membrane. Bases 1 to 1608 code for a protein of 535 amino acids. Gene Ontology annotation, molecular function: carbohydrate:proton symporter activity.
AUGGACGAAAUUGGACUCAAUGGGGUCAAGCAAUCUCACGCGUUGGACGCGGCGGCCGAGAUAGCCACGAGAGAUGAGCACAGUCUGAAUUUCUGGCAGGCGGUUCGGCAAUUCCCCACUGCAACUUUCUGGGCUAUCGCCAUGUCUUUUAAUAUUAUCAUGGAAGGUUAUGACACAAUCUUGAUCUCCAACUUCUAUGCAUACCCCCAGUUCAAGAAGAAGUAUGGGACGUUCUAUCCGGGUCUGGACGAAUGGCUCAUUCCCACAAGCUGGCAAGUUGCGUUGAGUCUGGCGCCCACAUCAGGCAGCGUAAUUGGUCUGAUCAUCAACGGGUUCGUGACGGAGAGAUUUGGUCACCGCAAGGUGAUCAUGGCCAGCUUAUCGGUCUUGUGUGCUUUCAUCUUCAUCCCGUUCUUCGCGCCAAGUCUCCCGGUUUUGCUCCUCGGCCUGAUUCUUUGCAGCAUUCCGUGGGGGGUCUUUGGCAUCUUGGGUUCCGCAUAUGCUUCCGAGAUAUGUCCACUGGCUCUUCGAGGUAUCUUGACGUCUUUUAUCAACAUUUGCUGGGUGAUUGGUCAGCUUGUCGCUGCUGGUGUUUUGCAAGGUCUCAUCGACAAUCCAACGGAGUGGGCUUUUCGCAUCCCUUUGGCUCUUCAAUGGAUGUGGCCUCUUCCACUAUUUGCCUUGGCUUUUAUGGCUCCUGAUUCUCCCUGGUGGCUCAUCCGAAAGAAUCGGAUUGCAGAGGCCAAAGACGUCUUGACCCGACUCUCCUCCCAGGAUACGAGUUCCGAAGAAAUCGAAACCAAGUUAGCCAUGAUGAUUCACACGAACAAUCUGGAGGCGGCCACAAAGACAGAAUCUACUUACUCGGACUGUUUUCAAGGGACAAAUCUUCGACGGACAGAGAUUGCUUGUAUGGUCUUGAUGGCACAAACUCUGUCCGGAGAACAGUUUGCGUAUGGAAGCACCUACUUUUUUACUCAAGCAGGCCUCAGCUCUUCAGACUCAUAUAAGCUCAACUUUAUCGGCUUUUCGGUCGCCUUCGUGGCAACUUGUUGCUCAUGGGUACUAAUGCGAUGGUUUGGGCGACGAUCCAUGAUCAUCGGGGGAAUGACAUUGAUGACCAUCACUCUGCUUGUCACUGGUGCUCUUUCAUACCCGGCAGCCACCAGUAACGCUGAUACUUGGGCUCAGGCAAUCUUAACUGUGGUUUGGCUAGCCAUAUAUUCGAUCACACUGGGCCCGCAAUCAUUUGCUCUCGCAGCCGAAGUUUCGGCCACAAGAGUCCGCUCUCAGACUCUGUCUCUGGCGCGAAAUGCUUAUAUUUGCACGAACCUAAUUACGGGCUUGAUAGAACCGUAUCUCAUUAACCCCACGGCGGCCAAUUUGAAGGGAAAGACGGCCUUUGUAUGGAUGGGAAUCGCCAUGCUUUCUAUUAUCUGGUGCAUAUUCCGACUUCCUGAGACCAAAGGACGAACUUAUGAAGAGCUUGAUAUUCUUUUCGAAAAAGGUACGCCGGCAUGGAAGUUCAAGUCUGCGGACAUUGAUCUGAUUCGGGAUGCAAGCGAGAUAUCAGGAAAGAAGGAAAAGGUGGAACACGCGCCUGCUUGA